CUCUCUUCUACGCGUUGCCUUUGCAUUCUUUUAAUUUUUUAGAUCACAAAAAAAAGCAUUUGCUACGCUACGCUGUAUAUAGUUUUGUAGUCCAUCAGUUUCAUGCUUUUUAAAUAUUUCUUAGAAUUUUGAGACUCACACACACCAUUCAUAUUACCAAGCUUUCUUCUAAUGGCUAUGCUACCAUCAUCCUCCUCCUCUUCCAUCACCUAUGCAUUCUCGUAUGAUGUGUUCCUCAGUUUCACCGGCUGUGAUACCCGCCAAGGUUUUACUGGCAAUCUCUACAAAGCUCUGGAUGAUAAGGGAAUCCACACAUUUAUUGAUGACAAGGAGCUUCACAAAGGGGACGAAAUCACCCCAGCACUUGAGGAGGCCAUUGAAAAAUCUAGGAUUGCCAUUGUUGUGCUAUCUAAGAACUACGCAUUUUCUUCUUUUUGCUUACAUGAACUUUUGAAAAUACUUGAAUACUUUAAGAAAAAUUGUCGCCUCGUUUGGCCUAUAUUUUAUGAUGUGGAUCCGUCUGAUGUGCGAAAGCAAACAGGAACGUAUGGAGAAGCAAUGACGUUGCAUAUGAAUAGAUUCAAAGAUAACAAGGAGAAGUUGCGAAAGUGGAGGACAACUCUAGAACAAGUGGCUGAUUUGUCUGGCUGGCAUUUCAAACACGGAGAUGGAUCAUAUGAACACGAGUUUAUUGGAAAGAUUGUUUCUGAGGUCUCAAGAAAUAUUAAUCGUGUAGCUUUACCUAUUGCUGACUACCCAGUUGGACUAGACUCUCAAGUGAGGGAAGUAAUUUCACUUUUGGAUGUAGGAUCUGAUGAUAAAGUUCACAUUAUAGGGAUCCAUGGAAUAGGUGGGAUAGGUAAAACGACACUUGCUCUAGCAGUUUACAACUUGGUUGCUGACCAAUUUGAAGGUUUAUGUUUUCUCGAAAAUGUCAGAGAAAGUUCAAAUAAACAUGGGUUACUUCAUGUGCAAAAAACCCUUCUUUUCGCUGUACUUGGAGAGAAGGAAAUUGAGAUAACAAGUGUCAAGCAGGGAAUUUCAAUAAUAAAACAUAGGCUCCAACAAAAGAAGGUUCUUCUGAUUCUAGAUGAUGUUGCCGAGGAAGAGCACCUGAAGCAAGUUGUUGGAAGCCCUAGUUGGUUUGGUCUUGGUAGUAGAGUCAUCAUUACGACUCGGAAUAAACACCUUCUAGAAUGCUACAAGGUCGAAAGAACUCAUGAAGUCGAAGAGUUGAACAAGAAGGCCUCUUUUCAAUUGCUCAGAUGGAAAGCUUUUAAAAAUGAAGAAGUUAGACCAGGUUAUGCGGACUUGUUAAACCGUGCAGUGGCGUAUGCUUCUGGCCUUCCAUUGGCUUUGGAAGUAAUAGGUUCUAACUUGUGUGGAAAAAGUGUACAACAAUGGAAAUCUGCACUAGAACAUUAUGAAAGGAUUCUUGAUAAAAAGAUUCAAAAGAUACUCGAAGUGAGUUUUUAUGCUUUGGAGGAAAAAGAGCAGUGUGUUUUCCUAGACAUUGCUUGUUGCUUAAAAGGAUAUAAAUUUGAUGAGGUCAUAAGUAUACUCAAUGCUCAUCAUGGCCAAUGCAUAAUAUAUCAAAUUGGAGUGUUGGUUGAUAAAUCUCUCAUAAAGAUUAAUUGGUAUGAUCAAGUUACAUUACAUGACUUGAUGGAACGCAUGGGUAAAGAAAUUGUGCGGCAAGAGUCACCAGGAGAGCCUGGAGGAUGCAGCAGAUUAUGGUCUAAAAAAGAUAUAUUUGAAGUUUUGGAAGAAAAUACGGGAACCAACAAAAUUGAAAUGAUACAUCUUGAUUACGCGUCAAUUGAAGUAGUGGAUUGGGAAGGAGAGGCUUUCAAGGAGAUGAAAAAGCUCAAAACACUUAUUAUUAGAAAAAAUAAUUUUUCUAAAGGUCCAAAGUAUCUUCCUAAUAGUCUAAGAGUACUGGAGUGGUGGAAAUAUCCUUUACAACAUUUGCCAAGUGAUUUUCAUCCAAAUAAACUUUCCAUAUGCAAAUUACCUGGAAGUAGCUUUAUGUCUCUGGAGUUUCUAUGUUUAUCAAAGCAGAAGUUGGUGACAAUGAAAGUUUUAAAUCUCAACAAUUGUCGAUAUUUAACACAGAUACCAAACCUAUCUAAUCUCCCAAAUUUAGAAGAGCUUUCAUUUGAAUUUUGUGGAAAUUUAAUUACAAUUGACCAUUUAGACUGGUCGUUGGACAAACUUAAAAUCUUGAGUGCUACUGCAUGCUCCCAGCUUAGGAGUUUUCCACCUCUCAAGUUGCCCUCUCUUGAAAAACUCAAGUUGUCAAGUUGCUCAAGUCUUGAGAGUUUUCCAGAAAUAUUAGAAAAUAUGGAAAAAAUAACCGAGCUGGAUUUAGACAAGACCAACAUGACAAGAUUUCCAUCUUCAUUUCGAAAUCUUGCCGGACUUAAAAAAUUAGAAGUGACUCAAUUGCUACCAUCAAGGAGCUUAGUCUUGAUGCCACAGUUGGUAAAACUCUCCAUCUUAAAGUCGUCAGGGAGAAUAUUGGAAAUAGAGGGUGAUGAAAAUAUGAGCUCAAUGUUCCAGUCUUCAAAUGUAGAACAUAUUAAGUUCUCAUGCUGCCACCUGUCAUAUGAAUUUUUGGCAUCAGUUCUUCCGUUGUUUGCUAACUUGAAAGAACUAGACCUAAGACAGAGUGAGUUCACAAUUGUUCCUAAAUGCAUCGAACAAUGCCGCAUUUUAAGGACUCUUCUCUUGAAUGAUUGCAAGCAGCUUCGGGAAAUUGAAGGGAUUCCACCAAGCUUAAAAAUCUUAUCUGCAAUAGGAUGUGAAUCCUUGAGUUUAUCUUGUAGAAGCAUGUUGCUGAAGAAGGAACUACAUGAGGUUGGAGGCACAGACUUCGAAUUGCCAAGCCUUCCAUAUGAAGAGUUAUAUGGUUUUAACCCGAUUCCAAUGUGGUUUAAGCACGGGGACGCAGGUUAUAUGGUUUUAAUCCCGUUUUUCAACCACUUUAUCUUCUGCAUUUGUUUUCCGUAUGGGAAGGAAUAUGGUGAGGUAAAGAUCAUGCUCAAUAAUGAGGUAAUUACAGAGGUUUAUGUAACUGGGGGUCAUAUACGUCUUGUUAGUGUUAUGAUCAACAGUAAAGAUGAGGAGAACCAUUUGGAAGUUCAGUGCUUAUCUAAAGAAAAAAAAUUGGAAGUUCAGUCUAUAUCUUCAUUGAAUUAUGAUUUCGUUUGUGGAAUACAUCCAUUGACAUGAAAGAUCAGAGAAGAAGAAAUGCAGCAUAGAAAGAAGAACUUCAAAGUUAACCGCUGAUUAGCUUGGUGCCUAGGUCCAAAGUUCAUAAUCAAUAGCACAAUUGUUCGUUUGUCCUCAUGGAACAAAAAUAGAGAAAUCAAUGAAAUAUUGAAGGAAAUAUGUAUGAGGUAACCACUAUAUGUUGGAUAUUUGAUGGAUUAGCAUUAAUCAUUUAAUUAAAAUAUGUAAUCUUUGAAGUA
Molecule: messenger RNA, 3473 nt
Organism: Lotus japonicus
Lineage: Eukaryota; Viridiplantae; Streptophyta; Magnoliopsida; Fabales; Fabaceae
Product: disease resistance protein RPV1-like
Exons: 5
Coding region: 172-3234 (1020 amino acids)
Biological process (GO): signal transduction; defense response
Molecular function (GO): ADP binding
Source: RefSeq, a predicted model, not a curated record